Messenger RNA from Exophiala viscosa, 1928 nucleotides. Its product is annotated as Metallo-hydrolase/oxidoreductase. The record is from RefSeq and is a predicted model, not a curated record. NCBI's taxonomy places the organism in Eukaryota, Fungi, Ascomycota, Eurotiomycetes, Chaetothyriales, Herpotrichiellaceae. Gene Ontology annotation, cellular component: membrane-bounded organelle; cytoplasm. Gene Ontology annotation, molecular function: zinc ion binding; N-acylphosphatidylethanolamine-specific phospholipase D activity. Gene Ontology annotation, biological process: N-acylethanolamine metabolic process; N-acylphosphatidylethanolamine metabolic process. Bases 384 to 1628 code for a protein of 414 amino acids. The transcript has a single exon.
CUUUUCUUAUCGAGGAAAGUAGGAAUUAGGCAUAGGUUGAAGGAAGCCUUCAUGAUUACGGCAGGAGCCGCGAGGCCAGCAUUGGUGCCACAGGUGCCGAAACGUUAAAUGCAUGGGAGUACGGAAUUACUUACUGUCUUACUUACUUUGGUACCCGGAACAGUAGUUCAGCCUCUAUUUAAGUUACUAAGCAGGGCUAAAGUUACAUUUUGACCAGCGCUUGUUGUCCUCUGGCGACGUCAUCUCAACCCAAUCCUGCACACUGGAUACGCAUCUCUCGUUCUUGCAACUACGAUUAUCACUACAUACUCACCUAAAAUGAAACCAAUCGUCUUGAACACUUAGUGGACCGUCCACACGAUCGACAUUGAUGAAUCGUAGUCAUGUCGAGCAUCAAGCGGACGCCAUCACGACCUGCGCAUCAUGCCAACAACGCAGGCACUUCUUUCAUCAAUCCGUGGCCGUCAGCAAGUAAGCCCAGCUGGGCAGAGCUCACCAAAGCUUCAUUUCCAUUUGGGCGGUACGAAGUUGGCCUACACAGCCAUCGGAAAGCCCGCGAUGUCAAAGUCGUCACCCCCGAUUGGGGCAUUACGAGUCUGAAAAAGUGCAAAGCCGACAAAUCCAAGUCCAUCAUUGGCACAUGGCUCGGCCACGCUGGUGCGCUGGUGGAGGUUCCGUCAUUAGACAAGAAGGAGCAGAAGAGUCUAUGGCUGCUCAUCGAUCCAAUAUUCUCCUCGCGCGCAGGACCGACACAAUACAGCGGAGUCGCUAGGAUGAAGCAAAGCCCAUGCCAGGUGGAUGAUCUGCCGGGUUGCGACGCCGUGUUCAUUUCACACAAUCAUUAUGAUCACCUGGACUUGUCAACCAUCAAGGCCCUAGGGCAACGGUUCCCCGAAGCAAGGUAUUACGUACCACUGGGGAUCAAGCAAUGGAUGUUGUCCUGUGGAAUCCCGGACAAACUAGUCUACGAACUUGACUGGUGGCAGAAUCGUGAAUACAGUCUAGCAGAUUUCCAUCACCAAGCUGUCGAGGUGUCUGACAGCCAGACCAUCUUCAGAUUUACCUGCGUGCCUGCUCAGCACAACUCUGGAAGGGGGCCCAUCGAUCAGGGCGGCACGCUUUGGUGUGGAUGGGUCAUAGAGAGAUUGUUGCGCUCCAAGGACGAAUCAGCCGAAUCCCAAUUCGCAAGGAAAGGCUCCAUAUACCACGCAGGGGAUACCGGCUAUCGCAGAAUAACAGGAUCUGAGUCUGUCUGCCCUGCUUUCAAAGAGAUAGGCAACAGGUUCGGUCCAUUCGACUUAUCUUUUGUGCCGAUAUGGCGCGGCGGCAGUCUGGGAUUCAUAUCCUACAUUGGACUCAGGAUAUCGCAUCACGACAUACCCUCGGCGUUGCACGGUUCCCCAGCUGACGCCGUCGCUAUUCACAAGGACGUCAAGUCGCGAAACACUAUUGGAAUCCACUUUGGCACGUUCAUUGGGUCGGUGAACGAAUCAUACGAGGCGGUCAUUGAAUUUGGUCAGGCAUGCGAUGAGUUUGGUGUGGGAGAUCUUGAGGAUGAGGUUGAAGGCGAAAACGGACGUGCAGGAACCCUCGAUAUCGGUGCAAGUCUUGCUAUUGAGAUCGCCUGAUGCUGCACCACGGCUUGAGUCAUCAUGCAUUGCAGAUCUGGAUCCCAGCCAGGAAGGAUGACGUUGUGAACGCUGGCUAUUACUAAAAGAUCCCGAGGUCUACGCUGGCGAAUUUGCGGCGUCAGAUUCAAUCUUUGAGAUGCUGAGCGGCCAAGCAGAGACGGUGAAAUCAUUCGUGAGGCCCACAUGCCUUGACGAGGCCAACAGCGGUACGUGAAAGGAGACGCCUCCGAUGUACCUUCUCUCUGGAAUCAUGGUCUUCCCACUCAAUCUGCCUCGCGACGCUGUCAAAGAUAGCAA